AAUAUUAAGAAGUCAAAAUAGCCAUUUGUUGAUUAAAAAUGGAAAAUUGGAAUUCUGAUGAUUGAAUUGAACCAACGACCAUUGUUUUCCAACACCAAAAUUAAGCGCUCAAGAAUCCAAUUUCGUCUGGUGCAGCUCUGAAGAACAACACAACAAUCAGAGGUGGAUCAUCAUCCAUGGCGCUUUCACGACUUCGAAAUCAUCCCGUCAUUUCGCGAGCACCGUCUCUGCUUAGGGCUCGACUCCUUUCCUCCACCUCCACCUCCAGAUCCCUUUCACGCAAUUCCAGAUUGCAGAAUUCUAUUCUUGACGACGGUGGCACUUUGUUAAGGCCAAAAAAAAUUUCUGCAUUCGGUGGAGCUCAUGACCAAUCUAAACUAAAGUUGCUGAGUGGUAUCAGAUGUUACUCGUCUGCAGAACCUCCUGCACAUACAGUUAUUGAAAUGCCAGCUCUGUCACCUACGAUGUCUCAAGGUAACAUAGCUAAGUGGAAGAAGAAAGAAGGAGAUAAGAUAGAAGUGGGUGAUAUCAUAUGUGAAAUUGAGACAGAUAAAGCUACCCUUGAAUUUGAAUGUCUCGAAGAAGGGUUUUUGGCAAAGAUAUUGGUGCCCGACGGUUCUAAGGAUGUGCCUGUUGGACAGCCUAUUGCAAUUACGGUUGAGGAAUUAGACGAUAUAAAAAAUAUCCCUGACAGUGUUCUCGGCGGGGCAGAGGUUAAAGAGACACAGCCAGCCCAAUCUGAUGUGAAAACUGAAGACACUGUAAAGGAGUCAAGUUCCGUGAAAAUUGAUGCAUCUGAACUUCCUCCGCAUGUCUUCGUUGAAAUGCCAGCAUUAUCACCGACGAUGGACCAGGGGAAUAUUGCUAAGUGGAGGAAAAAGGAAGGUGACAAGAUUGAGGUUGGUGAUAUCAUAUGCGAAAUAGAGACCGACAAGGCUACCCUUGAAUUCGAAUGUCUUGAAGAAGGAUACCUUGCAAAGAUACUGGCACCUGAAGGUUCAAAAGAUGUUUUAGUGGGACAACCCAUUGCAAUAACAGUUGAAGAUGCAGCUGAUAUUGAAAUGGUAAAAUCAUCUGUUAGUGGUAAUUUGGCAGCCAAGGAGGCGAAACCAGCUCAGCAUGCGACCCAUGAUGAUAAAGUGAAAGUACAGAGAUCCAGCUUUGCUAGAAUUAGUCCAUCUGCAAAGUUACUAAUCGCAGAACAUGGGUUGGAUGCUUCGUCAAUAAUGGCUUCUGGUCAACGUGGUACUCUCCUGAAAUCGGAUGUUUUGACCGCAAUAAAAUCUGGCACAGGUGCAGCAAAAAGUUCGUCAUCUGAACGUAAAACACCCUCACCAACUCAGCCUCAGACACAUACUUCUUUAUCACUAUCAUCUGAAAUCCAGCAGUCAAAUUCUUACGAGGAUCUGCCAAAUAGCCAAAUUCGUAAGGUGAUUGCAAAAAGGUUGCUCGAAUCAAAACAGAACACACCUCAUUUAUAUUUAUCCUCAGAUGUUAUACUGGAUCCACUUCUAUCUUUUAGAAAGGAACUUAAGGAAAAAUUUGGCGUCAAAGUCUCGGUUAAUGACAUUGUUAUAAAAACUGUGGCAAUCGCAUUGAAAACUGUCCCAAAAGCUAAUGCUUUCUGGGAUGACAAGAAAGGGGAAAUUGUAUUAUGCGAUUCUGUUGAUAUAUCAAUUGCAGUCGCUACUGAGAAGGGACUGAUGACUCCAAUCGUGAGAAAUGCCGACCAUAAAUCCAUAUCAUCUAUUUCCUUGGAGAUCAAGGAACUUGCUGAAAAGGCACGAGCAGGGAAGCUUACGCCAAAUGAGUUCCAAGGUGGCACUUUCAGUAUAUCCAAUUUGGGUAUGUUUCCAGUGGACCAGUUUUGUGCCAUUAUAAAUCCACCUCAGUCCGGCAUUCUUGCUGUUGGUAGGGGCAACCGGAUCGUUGAAGCGGUGUUUGACGAGGAUGGAAUCGAGAAACCUGCUAUCGUUACAAAAAUGAAUGUAACACUAUCUGCUGAUCAUCGCGUUUUUGAUGGCGAAGUUGCAGGUGCUUUCCUCGGAGCGUUAAAAUCAAACUUCAGUGAUAUACGAAGACUACUGAUCUAAGUGAAGAUCGGGUACUCCCAUAAACACCUGGGAUCGGGAUCUCCUAUCAAACAGGCAGUGUAGGUGUGAUUCUUUUGAUAAAUGCAACUGAGCUGCAGCAAAAUGUGUUUUCGCGCUCUAGCUUAUUUGCGAUGUGUACAAUUUUUACUUCCGUUUACGAUCUGUUUGGCCACAAUUUUUGUUUGAUGAUAUCGGCCUAUUUUUUUAGGAGACGGGUCAGUUUAAAAGACUGAUAAUAAUAGGCUCGGCUCGAGCUCGACUGUUAGAGAGAGAGUUUUGAUCAUUUUCUUGAGGUAGGCAAGAAUGUUGCAUCUUUGUAAAAAAAAGUAGAAACAAUGUACAAGAAAAAAAGCAACAGGUGGGAUUGCCUGUGUCUUUGUAAUAAACUGCUUCCCUUGGCU
Molecule: messenger RNA, 2494 nt
Organism: Cynara cardunculus var. scolymus (artichoke)
Lineage: Eukaryota; Viridiplantae; Streptophyta; Magnoliopsida; Asterales; Asteraceae
Product: dihydrolipoyllysine-residue acetyltransferase component 1 of pyruvate dehydrogenase complex, mitochondrial
Exons: 23
Coding region: 177-2093 (638 amino acids)
Biological process (GO): pyruvate decarboxylation to acetyl-CoA
Cellular component (GO): pyruvate dehydrogenase complex; mitochondrion
Molecular function (GO): acyltransferase activity
Source: RefSeq, a predicted model, not a curated record